AUGCCGCCCAAAACUUCACCGCAAACCGAGGAAUCCGUGCUAGACGGGGCCAAUGAGUCGCAAGACACCCUGUUGGUGGCGCAUAGGCUCAUGAUGGACUUCGGUGUCGGCCUGAGGAGCACCUCUCCUGCACCAGGAGAAGCGAUAUCCCUCCCUUCUCCCAGUCGAAGCUGCCCUCCCAGCGACGCAGCCGGGAAAAGCAGUAAGUCCGAUUUUGAGCUCCAUCAGACGCGGGGUACGCGCUUCGAAAUCACCGAGCAACGUCGGCGUUCGUCGGUGCCAGAGUCCCAAGACCUUGGUCUUCCAAACGGUGUUUUGCGUGCUCAUGUCCGACCAGACUGGGAUGCUCAGAAUGAGAGCGACGCUGCGGGCCACCUGAACCUCCCCGACACCUUUCCCGUUUCGGCCGCGAUUGACGGCGUUUCGCGGAGGAGGAUCAUGGACUCGACCCAGGCCUCCACUCAAUCAAACGCUGGCCGCAGCUACGACAAGUAUUACCAGCCUCUAUUGCAAGGUCACGUAGCGCCCAAGGAACCGGAACCCCCCAAGAGGAAUUCCCCGGAACCACGUGACGUGAAUGGCGAAGACACUGGUCUGACGUUCGAUUUUGCCAACACCGUUGUUACCGCUAAGGCCGUCUCCCCGGCUCAGGACGACUCUGGGCUUGUGCAAUUCGGCAAUCUUGCCCACUCUCAGCAUGCAACUUCGCAGAAAACAGAGUCCCCAACCCAAGAUCUGCCGGAAACCCCGGCACCGCCUCAGAAUCCGUUUCGGCACAACCGAUCCGAGCUUCUUCCAACAUCACAACUAUUUCGAGGGACGCAAUCCUCGUCUCCAGUUAAGCAUGCCAGCCCUACGUCGUCACGACCCUCGCCGGUUGACUUCCCUGGCGAUACAAUCUCUCCGAAGCCCGUCGUGUCAUCACCAUUGAAGGCUCGUGGCCUGCGUUCUUCACCCACCAACGAUAUCCUAUCAAGCCCGGAUAAUCCCGUUGUCCCAGAGUCCUCUCACGAUGGGCUUGCCAGCAAGUGGUCGGGUCACCAACCGAUGACUUCAUAUGAGCCAAUGCACAAGUCUCAAGAGCGGCGGUCAACAUCCGUGACUGGGACCGACCUUGUGAAUUCUGAGGACGAGGACUCGCACGACUCCAUAUUGAGACGGAGAAGAGCAAAGCAUAAAAAGGAAGCAGCUCUGAGGCAACUGACUGCCAUUACCUUCCCGCGACCGACAAAGCCGGAGGACGUAGAGGUCCCCGCGACAAGUCAACGUAGGCGAACAAGUCAGGCGGAGGCAUAUGUCCGAUCUUAUGACCAUGAGCCGAUAACUCAGUGCUCCGGAACUACUGAAGCCCAGACAAUGUCUCGGCAGAAUCGUCCGCAGCCUGUGAAGAAUCAGCCUCAGGUGGACGAAGACUCGACUCAGUCGGACGUAGAAGAUGAGGCAGUUUCCGCUAGCAAUCCGAUAGCGAGCAUGCUCCUUGAGCGUACGCAAACGUCAACCAUGUCGGGCCCUCUAGCUGCCCGAGGCGCCGACAACGAAGGCACGUCUAACGGAGACGCCAUCCCGGAGACGAGUCCAACCGGCAAAAUCCUCAACACCCUCCCGGCGAUAGCACCGUCCAGCGAACCUGCUCCGUCAGCAGUCGGGUCGACAGGAGAUUUUCGGUCCUCUCCGCCAGCGUUCAGCACAAGGUCCCGAAAGGGCAAUGGCGGAAGACGGUACCAAAGAGUGCCAAGUUCGUCCUCGACUCUUAGUGAUCUAACAUCAACACCUCAGCUUCCGUCUAGCAAUUACCUUGGGAGUGCGAGCACUGCUCCGCCGGAUUCUCCAACAGGGUCUACCAUAGCGGCCAGCUCUUCCCCAGCCGCUGCUCAGACAAAGAGACGCGAUGCGCGAGGGCGACUGCCAGUAAUCAAAACAGGUUCAACUGAAAGCCUCAGACAGGCGGCGAGGGUAACUCGGAGGGGUUCUAAUUCGACUGAUGAACUUGCGCGAUCAAUAUCCGGAACGCCGACGUUCGAGCAAAGCUUGCGCGUGUCUCGGAUGUCUACGUCCAGAUCAGCAUCGCGGUCGGGAGGCGGUGUCAUGAAACCGCCGACCAUGCGAGACCAAAAAUUGUUUGACAAUAUGGCGUUCGCCAUAUCAUUUCAAUCAAGAAAGCCCGGCGAGAGCAACGAUCAGUACAAAUCCCGGGUGGACUUCUCAAUCGCGAUCCAAAAACGGAUCAAACAAGCCGGCGGCAGGAUCCUAGAACAUGGCUUCGACGAGCUUUUUGAGCCCUUGUCCUUGGAGACUCCAUCCAGCAGCCCUGCGUCAACGCCUGACGCAAAAACUGAGAUCAGCCUCACCCCCGAGGGCCGUAGGACGGGAUUCACCGCCCUGAUAGCUGACGGGCAUUCUCGCAAGGUCAAGUACAUGCAAGCACUGGCCCUCGGAUUGCCGUGUAUUGCAGCCCGCUGGGUCACGACUUGUCUCGAGAGGAACGAGCUUGUCGACUGGACGCCCUACCUCCUCUGCGCCGGCCAAUCGGCCUUCCUCGGUGACGCCAUCCGGUCUAGAAGCCUCUCGCCGUACGACGCUUCAACAGCCAGCCUCGCCGAUAUCAUUGGGCGGCGCGAGAAGCUGCUAGAGGGAAGCAGGAUCCUCGCCGUGGUGAAGAAGUCCCUGGAGGAGAGAAAGAUGGCCUAUGUCUUCUUGGCGCGGGUGUUGGGCGCAUCCUUAACGAGGGUCCAUAGUGUCGAGCAGGCAAGGGCAGAAAUAAAAGCCGCCGAUGAAGGCGGGCAGCCGUUUGAUUGGGUGUACGUGGAUGGAAAACCGGAUGAGGAGGCGCUAUUUGCUAGAGGGUCAGUGGGCGGCAAGAAGAGGAAGAGGGCGGGAUCGGUAGCAAGUUCGGCCGUAGGGCCUCCCAUGAAGAGGAUUCGAACGCUUAGCGAUGAGUUGGUGAUACAAAGUCUUAUUUUGGGAAGGCUUAUUGAGGAGGGAGAGAUGAAUAGCUAA
Thermothelomyces thermophilus ATCC 42464 is the source of this 2997-nucleotide messenger RNA. RefSeq lists its product as uncharacterized. Gene Ontology annotation, biological process: DNA damage checkpoint signaling; positive regulation of transcription by RNA polymerase II. The transcript is spliced from 4 exons. Gene Ontology annotation, cellular component: nucleus. The record is from RefSeq and is a predicted model, not a curated record. Gene Ontology annotation, molecular function: histone binding. NCBI's taxonomy places the organism in Eukaryota, Fungi, Ascomycota, Sordariomycetes, Sordariales, Chaetomiaceae. The coding region runs from base 1 to 2997 and encodes 998 amino acids.